This is a messenger RNA of Gastrolobium bilobum, 804 nucleotides long. RefSeq names its product probable carbohydrate esterase At4g34215. Bases 1 to 804 code for a protein of 267 amino acids. The record is from RefSeq and is a predicted model, not a curated record. The transcript is spliced from 2 exons. NCBI's taxonomy places the organism in Eukaryota, Viridiplantae, Streptophyta, Magnoliopsida, Fabales, Fabaceae.
AUGGCCAUGGUAAUGUCUGUGUUGUCAUGGUUUUUGUGUGUUUUGGUAGCAGUCCAAUGUGGUUCAUGUGCGAAGGACAUCUUCAUACUGGGAGGACAGAGCAACAUGGCUGGUCGUGGAGGUGUUCACAUGGGAAAAUGGGACGGCAAUGUCCCACCGGAGUGCAAGCCCAACCCAUCUAUUUUGAGGCUAAGUGAAAAACUCCAAUGGGAGGAAGCACGUGAGCCUCUGCAUGCGGACAUUGAUGUGGCCAAGACGUGUGGCGUUGGGCCCGGAAUGGCUUUUGCAAACGAGGUUGUUAAAGUCUUAGGAGCAGGUUGUGUGGGUCUGGUCCCUUGUGCAGUGGGUGGGACUAGAAUUUCUCAGUGGAGCAGAGGGUCACAUUUGUAUAAUGAAUUGGUUCAACGAUCCACUCACUCAAUGAGGGAUGGUGGUGGUGGCACAAUUCGAGCACUUCUUUGGUAUCAAGGUGAGAGUGACACUGUGAGAGAAGAGGAUGCUGAGGCAUAUAAACAUAAAAUGGAAACCUUUAUUAUGGACCUUCGCUCAGACCUUCAUCUUCCAUCUCUCCUUGUUAUCCAGGUAGCACUUGCAUCAGGGGAAGGCAAGUUUACAGAGAAGGUGAGACAAGCUCAACUGGGGAUCACACUGCCAAACGUCAAGUGUGUUGAUGCCAAGGGAUUGCGCCUCAAAGCAGAUAAACUUCACCUUACCACCAUUUCUGAGGUUCACGUAGGCAUUCAUUUAGCUCAUGCCUAUCUCGCUUCCGUCAGCCACCAAUUUAAUCAUACGCAACUCAGCUAG